GAACAGAGUCCCACACGACGGCGCGUCCCGGCAGUUGCAGCAAGCUUGCAGCCCCAUCAGCAAGUCAUAAGCCGCAGCGCCCGAUGCAGGCGACAUCGCACAACCUUAGCCGCAAGCGGAUUCGUGUGAAGUCAGCACUUAGCGAGCAUUAGGGCGCCCCGAAAAUGCCAAGCGCCACCCCGCAACCACAGCUCAAAAAGAAGGCCAGUCUCCGAGAUCGCCUGAGGGCAUGGCAAAAGCCGGGAGAGGCGCUCGAAACCGUCACGGACGAGCCGAAACAACGCUUCAUCUAUGAACCAAAACAUGCGGCCGCCGACUUUUCGCGGCUGGCGGUUUCGCCCGUAAGCCCAGUCCGGCCGCGAUUCGCUCCGCCAAUGCAGCCUCUGUGCGAGGAUGGCGUUCCCAUGUUCCACCAGGCAGGGCAAAGGAACCGCGAUGACGAUGGCCGGCCACCGAAAGAUGACAAGCCAACAAGACGGCUAUCACGACAUGGCAGCCAACACCACCACUCAUACGCGGUAGCAGAGGAUCCCUUCCAGGCGUCCAAUACGGCCGUGCACGUCCCAGUCAACAGUCGGCCUGUGGCAUGGACUCCUACCGCGCAGUCGGUCGAGCAGAGGACGCAGGAUCCGGCACCGUCCCAGCCCCUAUCUGACUACGAAUUAUUCAUAGCCCGCGCCGAGGCCGAAGACAGGGAGCGGCGCGAGCGGAUCCUGCGCAGCAUCUCGCAGCGGUCUGCCGCAUAUUCCGCGAGCCGAGUCAAGCCGGAUCCUCACCGGCAGUUCGCAAGCGCUGGCUCCUCGUCGGCAGGGAGGACGAGAGAUACCUCACAGCAGCGGAACAGCGGCAGCCGGUAUGUUCUCGGCAGCAGCGGAAACGGCGGCGAACAGAACAAGCAGCAAGAGCAGGCGGGGAAGGGACACGGGUGGCGGCCGAGCUGGGCGUCGAGCACCGCAACGGGCGGGAGCGGUCCGGAACGGGGUUUGGAGAAGGAGGAAGCACGACAUGUCCGGCCCCCACCCCGCGCCCGGGCACAGCAGCGCCGACCGAAGCCGGAGUCGGGCCCUGUUCAGCAGCCUCCGGUCGUGUAUGGCGUCGAUGAGAAGUUCGACCAGGCGCGUGAGUACCAGCCGCAGCAGACACGGACGCUGCGCAGACAGGCCAGUCUGACGAAACGGAUUGUGGAUUAUAUCCGACCGCCGAAAACUGCUGUUCGGCCGGUUGAAACGGUUGUUGAGUGAAGUCCCGGGCUUGUCUCCGCCUGGAUUAUGAGUGAUAAUGCAUGAUUCGAGGGUAGAUCAUCGGAUGAC
Chaetomium strumarium is the source of this 1310-nucleotide messenger RNA. RefSeq lists its product as uncharacterized. The transcript has a single exon. The record is from RefSeq and is a predicted model, not a curated record. Bases 165 to 1241 code for a protein of 358 amino acids. Lineage: Eukaryota; Fungi; Ascomycota; Sordariomycetes; Sordariales; Chaetomiaceae.